Molecule: messenger RNA, 1818 nt
Organism: Cladocopium goreaui
Lineage: Eukaryota; Dinophyceae; Suessiales; Symbiodiniaceae
Source: the annotation of a GenBank genome assembly
UGGUGCACCCGGUCACCAAAAUGGGCCCCUCAUAGCCGUCCCAUGAGCGACCUGGAUCUGGCUGGAGCGGUGCGAUGGCUACAGGCCAACAAAGUGCCAGACAAGAACGGCCUGCAGUGGGACCAAUGGCUCGGCAAAAACGCCACGGGAAAGCUGGGAGUGUUGAGAGACCCAGCCAGGCACAAGCCGGAGACCCUGCGGGGCUUUCUGGAGGACGUCUCCGGGGGUCUGCCCGAGCUGGUGCUCAGCAGCGCGGAGAAACGGGAUAAGGCGCUGCAGCAGCUGGAGGACGCCCUGGGUACUUCACCAAAGGAGCAGACCCUGUUGCGGCUGCUGAAGUUGACCAGGGACCAUCAGUCGUUUCGGUCGUCCUACGCGUGCUUAUGUUAUCACGCCUCCCAAGCUGUCCGGCUAAAGCGGAAGGCAGUGACGAUUGCUGAUGUGGAGGAUCUUCUGCUGGCAGUGGACUGCGAGAUGGUCGCGACGGAGGACGACGACAACGCGCUGGCGCGGGUCUGCGCGUGCGAUGCUGCGGGGAAGGUGUUGAUGGAUAGGUUAGUGAAGCCGGAGGGAAAGAUCACCGAUGCGCGCACGGCCAUCACGGGGAUAGAAUCCAAAGACCUGGACAACUUGGACUUUCACUUGUCCGAUGCGCAGGCUGAGCUGAGGAAGCUGAUUGGACCAAACACUGUUUUGGUCGGGCACACCUUCCACCGCGACCUGUCUGCCUUGCGCAUGGAUGCCUUGCUGGUCUUCGACAUCAGCCUGUUGUAUGGCAUCCAGGGACAACCCAAACGGCGACCGGCGCUGGCGCAUCUGGUCCAAGAGGUCUUGGGCCGGCCCAACUUUCGUGGCGCGGAUGGCGGGGAUGUGCACGACUGCGUGCAGGAUGUCCAGGUGACUAUGGAGAUCGCACUGCGGCGCCUGCGCGACGGCAGCGAGCAGGGCGCGCCUGCCACCGUCUUCGUCACGGCUCCAACACCUUCUGCGCAGGUGGAGGAGACGAUGAGGAAGCUAUACAUCCACCGCAUCCCCCAGCGCGACGAUGCCUUCGGCGCUUUGACGCGGCUUUGGGCCGCCCUGCCUGUGGAGGUGUCGGGUGCUAUGGAAGGUGUCCAGAUGAUGUCCUCUGCCAUGGUCAAUGCAGGGCUGCGUGGUGCGGAGGUCCUUUUCAAAACCAAGGAGGCAGCCGAGAAAGCCUUCUUGUCCCUGCCCGCCGAGAACAUCGAACUGGAUACGGCACAGCGUCCCCAGAAACUGGUGCGAAUCCACUUCCCCGAACGCACCGCGCUGGUCUGUGUGCGGCCCAUGGUGCCAGGUAUUGGAAUGGCAUGUCUCUCCAACGGCACGGACGAUGCGCCUGCUGUGGCUGCUGGCACCGAGCAGAGCAAGCGAAAGAGACCCGACAUGUCGACAGCGGAGAAUGCCAAGAGGUGGAAGGGAAAGGGCUGGCCGGGCUGGCGCCGAGCAGCUGAGGAGGCACUGGCGGGCGCGCCUUCACGUGCUUUGCCUUGGAGGCAAUUGGCCGAGGAAAUGGUGCAGAGACGCCAGCAGCAGGGGGGCGGCAACGCCAAGGAAGCGGCCGAAACCGCCGAGGUCCUGGAGCUCCUGGCGCUGGCGGCGCUGCCGGAGGAAUUUCUCAGCGACAGCGAUGCGCUGGUGCGGCUGCAGAAGUAGGAGGCACUGAUGGCAAGCCUGGCCGGUCGCAAGGCCGCCAGCACGUCGGUGUUCCGCCGCAGAUCUACUGCCAGGUGGGUCCAAAGAGAGCGGCUGUGGUGAAGGGAAAAGCUGCGGGGACCGGCGACAGCUUCCAACAGG